Messenger RNA from Fusarium verticillioides 7600, 513 nucleotides. RefSeq lists its product as hypothetical. The transcript is spliced from 2 exons. The coding region runs from base 1 to 513 and encodes 170 amino acids. Lineage: Eukaryota; Fungi; Ascomycota; Sordariomycetes; Hypocreales; Nectriaceae. The record is from RefSeq and is a predicted model, not a curated record.
AUGGCGGGCUAUAAGCCUCAUAAAAUUAUAAAGAUAUAUCUUACAUUUUCUUGCCUCUGCAAUCACGUCAAGCGCGAGAUUCACCCCGAACUUCCCAAGCACAAAAGCAAAAUAUUGGUCGAGUUGCCCGGCUCCAGAGCUUCCAAUACAACGUCUGGAUCUCAUGAUCUUCAUCGCCAAUACCUCAUCCGCCAACUUGCGAAACUCGUUAAGGCGAAACUUACCGGACUUGGAAAGAAUUCCAAUAACCCUAUUCAGAUUGCCGUAUACGCUUUCGACAUGGCUCAAGUCAAGUUAUUGGACCAGGAACUGAAUGGCCUCGUUCUCAAUGGGAUCAUUACAGCAGAGGAACGACAUCAGAUCAAGACAUCUGCUCUUGAUGCUGCGCAAGGCGACGAGGCAGAUGUUGUCUUCAUCGACUGCGCCCUUGUUUCCAACAUCGGGUUACAGCAGAGAGCUAUCGGACAGCCCCUGCGCUCUCUCACGCACGUGUUCACACGGUCCGCCUCUUAA